GUGCAUAUACAGUUUCCUAAUGGUGUGCAAGCAUGGCAUCUGGUGGAAGACCCGAAAGACUCGCUCCACCUGAGAUAUUUUACAAUGAAGAUGAAGCAAAGAAAUAUACAUCAAAUAUGGAGGUAUCUUGGAAUUCCUGUCUCUUCUGUCCUCACACUCGUAUGAUAGAGAUUCAGAGCCAAUUGUCUGAGAGAGCUCUGGAGAUACUUCGACUUCCGGAUGAGCCAUGCUAUAUUUUGGAUGUUGGGUGCGGAUCAGGUUUGAGUGGUGAGACAGUCACGGAACAAGGUCACUACUGGGUCGGCAUUGACAUCAGCUCACACAUGUUGGACGUUGCUGUUGAUCGGGAGGUGGAGGGGGACCUGCUAUUGGGAGACAUGGGAUAUGGAAUACCUUUUAAACCAGGCACAUUUGAUGGGGUCAUUAGUAUAUCAGCUUUGCAGUGGUUAUGUAAUGCUGAUAAGAAAUACCACCAUCCUCCAAAGAGAAUACUCAAGUUUUUCACGUCGCUGUAUGCGGCAGUAACCAGAGGUGGUAAAGCAGUGUUUCAAUUAUAUCCUGAAAACAGUUCUCAGCUGGAACUGAUUACACAGCAGGCCAUGAAGGCAGGAUGGACGGGAGGCCUAGUGGUGGACUACCCCAACAGUACAAAGGCCAAAAAAAUGUUUCUGUGUUUUGUUUGUUUAGACAGUUUUAUGUUUGUUUUUGUAGAAAGUUUCUGUGUUUAUUUAGACUGUUUUAUGUUUGUUUUUGUAGAAUGUUUCUGUGUUUUGUUUGUUUAGACAGUUUUAUGUUUGUUUUUGUAGAAUGUCUCUGAGUUUGUUUAGACUGUUUUAUGUUUGUUUUUGUAGAAUGUUUCUGUGUUUUGUUUGUUUAGACAGUUUUAUGUUUGUUUUUGUAGAAAGUUUCUGUGUUUGUUUAGACUGUUUUAUGUUUGUUUUUGUAGAAUGUUUCUGUGUUUUGUUUGUUUAGACAGUUUUAUGUUUGUUUUUGUAGAAUGUUUCUGUGUUUUGUUUGUUUAGACAGUUUUAUAUUUGUUUUUGUAGAAUGUCUCUGUGUUUGUUUAGACUGUUUUAUGUUUGUUUUUGUAGAAUGUUUCUGUGUUUUGUUUGUUUAGACAGUUUUAUGUUUGUUUUUGUAGAAAGUUUCUGUGUUUGUUUAGACUGUUUUAUGUUUGUUUUUGUAGAAUGUUUCUGUGUUUUGUUUGUUUAGACAGUUUUAUGUUUGUUUUUGUAGAAAGUUUCUGUGUUUGUUUAGACUGUUUUAUGUUUGUU
This is a messenger RNA of Ostrea edulis (European flat oyster), 1274 nucleotides long. RefSeq names its product probable 18S rRNA (guanine-N(7))-methyltransferase. The record is from RefSeq and is a predicted model, not a curated record. Gene Ontology annotation, biological process: rRNA (guanine-N7)-methylation. The coding region runs from base 33 to 782 and encodes 249 amino acids. Gene Ontology annotation, molecular function: rRNA (guanine) methyltransferase activity. The transcript has 10 exons. Lineage: Eukaryota; Metazoa; Mollusca; Bivalvia; Ostreida; Ostreidae. Gene Ontology annotation, cellular component: nucleolus.